UACUAAUCCACUAACCCUCCUCCUUCGUGCUUAUAAGAAUCAACUUCACUCCCAUCUCUUCUUCAAAUUCAACUAACCAACAAAAAAAUGGCUUAUUCUUCUGCCGCUAUUACUGCGCUGCUCUUCUACUCCACCAUUACAACUCUCACCUCCUUUAGCCAAGCAACACCACCAGGUCUCAUUUUAACCCUAGUCAACAACUGUCCUUACACGAUCUACCCAGCAAUCCAGCCCAACUCAGGCUCUCCAGUCCUUGAAAAAGGAGGCUUCCCUCUUACAACCCUUACUCACCGCUCCUUCCCAGUCCCUAACCACCACUGGUCCGGUCGGAUCUGGGCCAGGACUGGAUGCACCCACUACAACGGCAAGUUCCACUGCGCCACUGGUGAUUGCAAUCAUCAGAUAGAAUGCAACGGCCUUGGUGGAGCCACCCCCGCUACACUAGCACAGUUUAGCCUCCACCAUGGCCACAAUGACUUCUCUUCUUACGGAGUUUCUUUAGUUGAUGGGUUUAAUAUCCCUAUGACAGUUACUCCACAUGAAGGUAAAGGGGUUUGUCCUGUUGUUGGCUGUAGGGCAAAUCUGCUCGCCACGUGUCCGGCUAAGUUGCAGCUGAGAUACCCUGCUGGUCAUGGUCCGGUGGUGGCGUGUAAAAGUGGGUGUGAAGCGUUCGGGACAGAUGAGUUUUGCUGUAGGAAUCAUUACAAUAGUCCACAGACCUGUAGAGCAUCAAGUUAUUCUCAGUUUUUUAAACAUGCUUGUCCUGCCACCUUUACAUAUGCUCAUGAUAGCCCUUCUCUCAUGCAUGAAUGUUCUUCGCCACGUGAGCUUAAAGUUAUUUUCUGCCACUAGAAGACGUGAACAUGAAUAAUAGUUAGUUGUAUUUGGAGCGUCUACUGUUUGUUAUGUCAAGUGAGAAAGAGAAGAGAGAGAAGAAGAAGAUGGAAUGUAAUGUAAUCUUGUAUAAUUAUGAUUUUGAAUGAUUGUGUUUUUAGUUA
Messenger RNA from Ricinus communis (castor bean), 998 nucleotides. Its product is annotated as osmotin-like protein. Bases 88 to 852 code for a protein of 254 amino acids. The transcript has a single exon. Gene Ontology annotation, biological process: defense response. Lineage: Eukaryota; Viridiplantae; Streptophyta; Magnoliopsida; Malpighiales; Euphorbiaceae. The record is from RefSeq and is a predicted model, not a curated record. Gene Ontology annotation, cellular component: extracellular region.